AUGUCUGUGUACAGCUCGCUGGGUGGAGACUCUUCCUCACUGUGGACUUUCAUCCUGUUCUCAGCUUUGCUCGUCUGGACUCCCGUUCAAGUUAUUCCGACGUCCCGUGAUGGUACAGGAAGUCUUUCUAGAAGUCCAGAAGUCUUCAUUAGCCAACUUGGUGAGGUUGUGGUGAUUGGUUCAAAUCUUCCAAUCAUCGCUGCUCCGGGUGAUGAUGUCAUCCUGCCGUGUCACCUGGCGCCCAUGUUCGAUGUCCAGGGUCUGACGGUGGAGUGGUCCAAACCCGACCUGAAGCCCGACCCGUCGGACCGUCUGAGCCGAGUGGAGUACGUUCACCUGUACAGGGACAGGAAGGAGGUCCCCGACAUGAAGAUGGCCUCGUACUUCAGGAGGACGGAGCUGUUCAUGGACGACAUGAAACACGGGAACAUUUCACUGAAGAUCCUGAACGUGUCGGAGGAAGACAACGGCAGAUACAGAUGUUUCAUCCCCAAGCUGCAGAGCAGAGUGAAAGCUGCUGUUGUUGAACUUGUAGUCGACCCAAACUACGGGAAAAUCUCAUCGACAGAGACACCACUGCAUCCCAGAAACGUCCAAACUCCAGAUCCUGAGGACACGACUCAGAGAAACACAGGUCGGUCCAGGGUCGCUGUGCUGAUCUCCAUCAUCAUCACUGUUUCUUUACUUGUAGUCGCUGCACUUGCUGCUUAUUUCUCUCGCCAUCACACAAAAGAAGCAUUCGGGGGACCAGGGGAUCCAAAGUCAUAACAAUUACUAGUGCUUUGCACAAAGGAUUGUUGGUGUUAAUGGAGUGGAGAGCGUUGGUUUAUCUUUUCUGGAUCCUGACAAUUUGGUUGGGGAUUCAAACAAGCAGCCACAGGAAGACACUUCAGUCCAGCAGCACUGAGAUCAUCACAAGGUCACUUUUACAAAAGUGUUUAACAACUAUCAGAUAAAACACAGAGUGAAUGCUACACAGUAUCUACACAGUAAAUAAAUGAAAGACGUUACAUGUACGUUAUUAUUAUCAUAAAUAGAAUGAGAGCACGAAGCUCUGCUG
Molecule: messenger RNA, 1060 nt
Organism: Maylandia zebra (zebra mbuna)
Lineage: Eukaryota; Metazoa; Chordata; Actinopteri; Cichliformes; Cichlidae
Source: RefSeq, a predicted model, not a curated record